Molecule: messenger RNA, 3305 nt
Organism: Tripterygium wilfordii
Lineage: Eukaryota; Viridiplantae; Streptophyta; Magnoliopsida; Celastrales; Celastraceae
Product: probably inactive leucine-rich repeat receptor-like protein kinase IMK2
Exons: 2
Coding region: 567-3092 (841 amino acids)
Biological process (GO): protein phosphorylation
Molecular function (GO): protein kinase activity; protein binding; ATP binding
Source: RefSeq, a predicted model, not a curated record
AGUGAGACGUAGUAACGCUUAAUGAGUUAAUGUUGACGAUUGGGUUUAGCAACCCUGCAAUGAGGUGUCGGUGGUCAGUUGCCAGCCCAUUAUUCCAGUGGCAAGCUCGUAAUUUUUAACUGUAAAGGCAAAGAUCAUGCCCCAUGAAAUAGAGCCGUUGGGAAUGGGACCCUCUGCAGGUAAGACUUGGUCCAGUUCAUAACCGUUUAGGACAUACAUGAAGUAAAACUAGCCGUUAUGAUCAAAUUAAUCCUACUCCCCGCCAUCGUGUACUCUCUCUCUCUCUCUCAAACCUAGAUUCCCUCAUAUACUCUAUUAGACACAAUCACUUUAGCAGAACCCAUUUCACUAUCUUAAAACUAAUCUCUCCUCAUUAUCAUCUUUCCUUUCCUUAUACCUCCAUAGAUCCAGAGUAGAUAUAGAAGUACUACGAAACAGAGAAAGGAGAAGAGAAAGACGAUUAAACUAAAAAAUUCUUCUCUCCUUUCUAGUUAUUUUCUGCAUUCUUGCUUCUUCUUUUUUUCUUUGAUUCUUUAUUUUUUAUCAACACAAACAGAUUUAGAGAAAUGAGUAAUUGGUGCCAAUUCUUGGAUUCAAAGAAGAAAAAACCAAGGACACUACACCACAAAAAGAAUUUUUCUCCUCUCGAGUUCCAAAAUAAGUUCUCCAUUUUUAAUUUCUUCUUGUUUCUGCUAGCUUUUACCUCUCAAAUUGUUUUGCCUCAGGCAUGGGACGAGGUGAUUGUAACUCUAGCAGAUUAUCAAGCACUUCGAGCCAUCAAGCAGGAACUGGUCGACUUUGAAGGAGUAUUGCGCAGUUGGAAUGACAGUGGAUAUGGAGCUUGCUCAGGUGGGUGGGCUGGAAUCAAGUGUGUCAAGGGACAGGUUAUAGCAAUCCAGCUUCCUUGGAAGGGACUUGGAGGCAGAAUCUCUGAGAAGAUUGGUCAGCUUCAAGCUCUUCGAAAGCUUAGUCUCCACGACAAUGUGUUAGCUGGUGCUGUUCCAUGGUCUCUUGGGUUCCUCCCCAGUCUUAGAGGAGUUUACCUCUUCAACAAUCGGCUCUCGGGCUCUAUCCCUCCUUCAAUUGGUAACUGUCGUAAACUUCUGGCUCUUGAUUUGAGCAACAAUUCACUUAGUGGUAUAAUACCUUCCAGUGUGGCCAACUCUACCAGGUUAUACAGGCUCAAUCUGAGCUUCAAUUCCUUUCUGGGUCCAAUUCCUGGUAGUCUCACUCGGUUACCUUCUCUGACCAUCUUUGAUCUCCAACACAACAAUCUUUCUGGUGCUAUCCCUGAUUCUUGGGGUACAACGGGAAACUACUCUUACCUACUUCAGGUCUUGACCCUUGAUCAUAAUCUGUUGUCUGGACCAAUUCCUUCUUCUCUUAGCAAGUUAGGUUUCCUUCAAAAGCUUUCUCUGUGUCAUAACCAGGUUUCUGGGACCAUACCAAGUGAACUCGGCAGGCUCUUUGAGCUCCAGAAUCUUGAUUUAUCAGACAACGCCAUCAAUGGUAGUAUUCCUGCUAGUUUUGCCAACCUCUCCUCGCUUGUCUCGUUGAAUUUAGAGGGCAAUAAGCUUGAAAAUCAGAUCCCUGAUGCCAUAGACAGAUUACAGAACCUGUCAGUACUUAACCUGAAAGGUAAUCGAUUGGAAGGUAAUAUUCCCCCAGCAAUUGGGAACAUCUCUGGCAUCAACAUACUAGAUUUAUCUCAGAAUGAUUUCACUGGAGAGAUUCCCGUUUCAUUCGGCCUCCUAGCAAACCUUACCGCCUUUAAUGUUUCUUACAACAACCUGUCUGGGGUUGUUCCAUCUGUCCUCUCCAAAAAGUUCAAUGCAAGUUCUUUUGUUGGAAAUCUACAGCUUUGUGGGUACAGCACUUCAACCCCAUGUCCUUCUCCGCAUCCUCUCAUUCUUCCACCAGCACCUGCAGAGGCACCAAAACAUCAUCACCGCAAACUCAGUACCAAGGACAUCAUCCUAAUAGCAGCCGGUGUCCUCCUUGCCCUUCUACUUUUAUUUUGCUGCAUUUUGAUAUGCUGUUUAAUGAGGAAAAGGUCUUCCUCCAAAGGAAAGAAUGGUAAAGCAGACAAUGCAGGGAAGACUCAGAAAGGUGUUCCCGUAUCGCGAGCUGAAGAAGAAGCAGGUGGCCAAAUGGGUGGAAAACUAGUCCACUUCGAUGGACCAUUUAUUUUUACAGCUGACGAUCUACUAUGCGCAACUGCGGAGAUAAUGGGAAAAAGUACUUAUGGGACAGCAUACAAGGCAACAUUGGAGGAUGGCAAUCAAGUUGCAGUUAAGAGAUUGAGGGAGAAAACAACAAAAGGCCAGCGCGAGUUUGAAGCCGAGGCUGCUGCACUUGGAAAGAUUCGUCACCCAAAUCUGUUAGCCCUCAGAGCCUAUUACUUGGGACCUAAAGGAGAGAAGCUUCUUGUCUUUGAUUACAUGCCCAAAGGGAGUCUUGCAUCCUUCCUACAUGCACGAGGACCGGAAACCACCAUCGAUUGGCCAACAAGGAUGAAAAGUGCCAUGGGUGUUGCUCGUGGACUAAUCCAUCUCCACAGCCAGGAGAAAAUGGUUCAUGGGAAUCUGACAUCAAGCAACAUACUACUUGAUGAGCAGAACAACCCCCACAUUGCAGACUUUGGCCUCUCCAAGCUCAUGACGUCUGCUGCCAAUAUCAAUGUCGUUGCCACCGCUGGAACACUCGGCUACCGUGCACCAGAACUUUCAAAGCUGAAGGACGCCAACACAAAGACAGAUGUGUACAGCCUUGGAGUAAUCAUAUUGGAACUGUUAACAGGUAAGUCACCUGGAGAGGCAACGAAUGGAAUGGAUUUGCCACAAUGGGUAGCAUCAAUAGUGAAGGAGGAAUGGACAAAUGAAGUGUUUGAUUUGGAGCUUAUUAGGGAUACACCAAACAUAGGCGAUGAGUUACUUAACACGCUGAAAUUAGCAUUGCAUUGUGUAGAUCCCUCACCAGCGGCACGUCCGGAAGUUCAGCAAAUUCUGCAGCAACUAGAGGAGAUCAAGCCAGACCUGGCUGCCAGUUCUAGUGAUGAUAGAGCCCCAGUUCAAUCAGCAAGUGAUGAAUAGAUUUGUUAUUAUCUGGUUAUGCGAGAAUAAAGGAGUCUUUGAUAAAUUAGGAUGGUUUUACAAGUUAUAAGAGGAAGGAGUAGCACUCUCAAUAUUCUUUAGUUCUUUGGUCGGAGUAUGUAAAUACUAAAUAGAGUUGUGUGGCAUUGUUUGGAAUUAGCAUUCUUUUUCAUAUAUUAUAAUAAUAAAAUGAUGGAAAUUACAUCUGAUAUA